AUGAAAUCGACUAACAUGGAUCCUUGUUCGGAUCGCCUCAGCACCUCUAGUGACUCAACCAGUGAAUCAGAAACAUCUUUACCACCGUUCCCAUACGAAAACCCAAACGCAAAUUAUUACAACCAAACUGAAAUUAACGAAAAGCAAUAUUUCUCGUGCAAACAAAAAACACAAAGAAACGAAGACAGAAAAGAGGUUUAUUUACAAGAGAGUAACAAAAUACCAUUCGAAAACUAUCUAUCACCGCCGAGAAACAAAAAAUAUUUGAAUUUCGAACUGAAAUUGCCGCAGAGCGACAACUUUUUUAAUCAAAUCGACGAUAGAGGCGCAUAUUUCGAAGUGCCUGUCAAAAAUUGCGUUCAAAAUGAGAACAACCCGAAUUUGGGCGACGUGAAAAUUGGUAACCAGCCAGUAUUUGAAAAUAUGAAUGAUAGAGACCGGGUUACACAAUCGUAUUUUAGUGAGAAUGACAACGGUAAUAUGAGGAGAUGUUUGAACUUCAAUUCCGAGCAAGUGCAGUGUGUAUGCGAAGCGUUACAACAGAAAGGUGAUAUAGAGAAAUUAGCGGCGUUUCUGUGGAGUCUACCAACGAGCGAGUUGUUGCGUGGAAAUGAAACUGUUUUGAGGGCCCGAGCAUUGGUAGCGUACCAUAGAGGCGUAUUCCAAGAGUUGUACGCCAUAUUGGAAGCGCACACGUUCCCGCCAAGACACCACAAUGCUCUACAAGACCUAUGGUUCAAGGCGCAUUAUGACGAAGCCGAGAAAGUAAGGGGCAGGCCAUUAGGAGCCGUUGAUAAAUACAGACUAAGGAAGAAAUAUCCACUGCCAAAAACAAUAUGGGAUGGAGAGGAAACUGUCUAUUGUUUCAAAGAGAAAAGUCGGAACGCUUUGAAAGACUGCUAUUAUAGAAAUAGGUAUCCCACUCCUGACGAGAAGAGGGCAUUGGCAAAGAAGACUGGUCUUACUCUAACACAAGUGUCCAACUGGUUCAAGAACAGGAGGCAGAGAGACAGGACACCGCAGCAGCCAAACAGAUCUGAGAUGUUGGUUCCCGCUCAAUACGCUGGUCCUCAGAACGGCCUGGCUCAGGCGUUGCUCCCGAACGCUUAUUAUCACCAGUUACAAGACCCCUCGCAUUAUAUGCAUAGCAAUGCUCCGUGA
This is a messenger RNA of Amyelois transitella, 1161 nucleotides long. RefSeq names its product homeobox protein SIX1. The coding region runs from base 1 to 1161 and encodes 386 amino acids. Gene Ontology annotation, biological process: regulation of transcription by RNA polymerase II. The transcript is spliced from 5 exons. NCBI's taxonomy places the organism in Eukaryota, Metazoa, Arthropoda, Insecta, Lepidoptera, Pyralidae. The record is from RefSeq and is a predicted model, not a curated record. Gene Ontology annotation, molecular function: RNA polymerase II cis-regulatory region sequence-specific DNA binding; DNA-binding transcription factor activity, RNA polymerase II-specific. Gene Ontology annotation, cellular component: transcription regulator complex; nucleus.